AUGAAGCUCUCCGGCAUCAUUUCCUCGUUUUUCUCCUUUUCUUUCUCGCUUCCGGCGCAGAAUCACGGCGAUUUCAACGCGACGCAAAUGCUUCUCGACGCGCACAUCGAUCCAAACCAGCUGGUCCUUUCUCGUCGUCGACCGAGCUAUAUCGGCGAGCGAUUGGGCGGACAGUGGGACAUCAUCAGCUCCACUUAUUCGAAAAUGAAGUCGGGUUUCGAGCUCUCGACGACGGAAAGACGCGAAUUCGGAACAGCACGAAAACUGCUCCAAUUGGCGGAAAUGGUCAAGCAAGUCCAACGAACCGACUAUCUUUUCGAGAGAUAUUGUUUCUACGGAUGCCACUGCAUUCCCGGCUAUGCUGUUCAUGACUCGACAGCUGGAAAAGGGCCGGCGCAAGAUGGAAUCGACUCUGUUUGCUCAAGACUGAAACAGUGCUACUGGUGCGCAAAUGAUGAGUCAGAUGGUCAAUGCGAUGGAACUAUGAAGAGUUACUCCUGGAGCGUCGUCGACAACGACGGCGACGGAAAAGCCGAUGACAUCGUUUGUUACAACACUCCCAAUACCUGCCGAUGGAAAUUGUGCCAAUGCGACAGACAGUUCGCGCUUCAGUUGAGAGAAGUCGAGGAGACGUACAAUCCGCUCCUGAGUGAGGAAAAUGAUUUCGACCGACAGGCUACUUGCCACGUCCCUGGAAAUGGAGGAGAUAAUCGCAAAAAGUGCUGCGGAAAUUACAGUAACAAUUUCCGACUGAUCUUCAACCCAAAUCGCCAACAAUGCUGUAGCGAGGAGUUUUCUGACAUCAAAGAAAUUGGAACUUGCGAAUAG
Molecule: messenger RNA, 828 nt
Organism: Oikopleura dioica
Lineage: Eukaryota; Metazoa; Chordata; Appendicularia; Copelata; Oikopleuridae
Source: the annotation of a GenBank genome assembly